Saccostrea cuccullata (small rock oyster) is the source of this 795-nucleotide messenger RNA. Its product is annotated as short-chain collagen C4-like. The transcript has 4 exons. Lineage: Eukaryota; Metazoa; Mollusca; Bivalvia; Ostreida; Ostreidae. The record is from RefSeq and is a predicted model, not a curated record. Bases 1 to 795 code for a protein of 264 amino acids.
AUGAAGUAUUUCGUUUGCAUAACCCUGCUGGUGUACACUUCUAAAGCGCACACAAAAAACGAAAGUUGUAAAGAUAUUCUACAGAAUUUUUUAACGGGACAGCUGUCAUCCGUUCUUGGAUCUUACCAGAUAGAAGCCUUAAAGCGGGAAUUUAAAAGUUUUACUGAACUAACAGAAAAAUCUAUAGCAGAGUUCAAGGAGCAGGUUAAAACUGAUUUGAGAAAUAAAAGUACUGAAAGUCAAAAGGUGAAUGUAAAUGCUGUUUACACCAGAUGGGGAAAGAAAAGUUGUCCCUCAACGGCUGAACUGGUCUAUUCAGGAUUUGUUGGUGGCUCACACUACACUCACACCGGUGCAGCAGUUGAUCCUCUCUGUCUACCAAAAAAUCCCGAAUGGGGUAAAUACAAGGAUGGAACUGACUCUUACAGGGCUUACGUCUAUGGUGCAGAAUAUGAAGAAGUGCUACACAAUAACAAAUUAAAUCUUUUGGAGCACGAUGUACCAUGUGCUGUAUGUCUUCUGCGUGGUAAAUCCCUGUCAAAAGUUUUCCCAGCUAGGAAAUCCUGCUACAGAGGUUGGAGGUUAGAGUACAGUGGUUACCUUAUGGCAGGGUACUAUGGACACAAUGCCGGUACAAUGUAUACAUGCAUCGACGAAAAUCCAGAUACUGUAUUUGGAGGCCAUUCUAAUCAUAAUGGCUACCUCUUCUAUGCAGUGGAAGCACAAUGUGGAUCUUUGAAAUGCCCUCCUUAUGUACAGGGACGAGAGUUGACGUGCGCUGUUUGUUCUGUUUAA